Spinacia oleracea (spinach) is the source of this 783-nucleotide messenger RNA. Its product is annotated as 18.3 kDa class I heat shock protein. The record is from RefSeq and is a predicted model, not a curated record. Lineage: Eukaryota; Viridiplantae; Streptophyta; Magnoliopsida; Caryophyllales; Amaranthaceae. The transcript has a single exon. Bases 113 to 595 code for a protein of 160 amino acids.
UUCUCCAUUUACACCCCAUCUCAGAAUCACAGCAAAACAUCCCAGAAAACAAAGAUAGUCUUUAAAAAAACAAAGCAAUUUAAUCAGAUUAAUCAUCAUCUAACUUUCAACAAUGUCGUUGAUCCCAUCCAACAUUUUCAACACCGGUCGACGCAGCAACAUCUUCGACCCUUUCUCCCUCGACAUAUGGGACCCAUUCUUCGGCCUCCCCUCCUCUCUCACCACCGCACCUCGAUCCGACACCGCAACUGAAACCGCCGCCUUCGCCAACGCCCGAAUUGACUGGAAGGAGACGGACGAGGCCCACAUCUUCAAGGCGGACCUUCCCGGUGUGAAGAAAGAGGAGGUCAAGGUUGAAGUCGAAGAUGGGAACGUGCUUAGGAUUAGCGGGCAGCGGGCAAGAGAGAAGGAGGAGAAGAACGACACUUGGCACCGUGUUGAGAGAAGCUCUGGGCAGUUUAUGAGGAAGUUCAGGCUGCCCGACAAUGCAAAGGUUGAUGAGGUGAAAGCUGCUAUGGAUAAUGGCGUUCUUACUGUUACUGUUCCCAAGAGUGAGGCUCCUAAGCCUGAAGUUAAAUCUAUCAACGUUUCUUGAGCUUGUUUCAAGAAAAUCGUCGAAGAAAAUGUUGAUGUCGAUGAAUUUGUGUGUUACAGAGUUCUUAGUAGUGUGCUUCUAUGUAACUCUGUUUUUAUGGUUCUAUGUUACUAUGUUAGUAUGUUAUUUUCUUCUGUAAUAUGAUCGACUGAUCGUUCUUGUGUAAUAAAAAUACGGGUUUUGUGUUA